ACGAGGGACGUGAGCAAACGCAGCUCCGCGGUAGGCUGUCGAGGGGAGCCAUCACAGGUUUCAGAAGGUGACCACAGAAUUUGAAGAAGUUACAUUUCUAAUAUGAUACUUGAAAGUUAGUGACUGCUGAGCCCAUUUUUAUGAAAAUUAACUAUGACUUAGAAGCCUUGGUUUAUGAUGUCAUCGGUCUGGACGGAAAGAAAACCCCCACAGGCUGUGAGCCUGCGGGGUGUUGACCCAGAAACGUGCAUGAUUGUAUUCAGAAACCACUGGACACAGGUGGUGAAGAUCCUGGAGAAACACGACCCCCUGAAGAACAGCCAGGCCAAGUACGGGUCCAUCCCGCCGGACGAGGCCAGCGCGGUGCAGAAUUACGUGGAGCACAUGCUCUUCCUGCUCAUCGAGGAGCAGGCCAAGGACGCUGCCAUGGGGCCCAUCCUGGAAUUCGUGGUCUCCGAGAACAUCAUGGAGAAACUCUUCCUGUGGAGCUUGAGACGGGAAUUUACCGACGAGACUAAACUGGAGCAGCUGAAGAUGUACGAGAUGCUGGUCACCCAAUCGCACCAGCCCCUGCUGCACCACAAGCCCGUCCUGAGGCCCCUCAUGAUGCUGCUGAGCUCCUGCUCGGGGACAGCCACCCCCGCCGUGGAGGCGAAGUUAGUCGUCCUGCUCAACCAGCUCUGUUCCAUCCUUGCCAAAGACCCGUCCAUUCUGGAACUCUUCUUCCACACCAGCGAGGACCAGGGGGCCGCCAACUUCCUCAUCUUCUCCCUCCUGAUUCCCUUCAUCCACCGAGAGGGGACCGUCGGCCAGCAAGCCCGGGACGCUCUGCUGUUCAUCAUGUCCCUGUCUGCCGAGAACAGCAUGGUGGCCCAUCACAUCGUGGAGAACACCUACUUCUGUCCAGUGCUUGCCACGGGGCUCAGCGGGCUCUACUCUUCGCUGCCCACGAAGCUCGAGGAGAAAGGCGAGGAGUGGCACUGCCUCCUGAAGGACGACUGGCUGCUGCUGCCGUCCCUCGUCCAGUUCAUGAACUCCCUGGAGUUCUGCAAUGCCGUCAUCCAGGUGGCUCACCCCUUGAUCCGCAACCAACUCGUCAACUACAUUUACAAUGGCUUCUUGGUGCCGGUCUUGGCUCCUGCUCUGCAUAAGGUGACGGUGGAGGAGGUCAUGACCACCACCGCGUACCUGGACCUGUUCCUGCGGAGCAUCUCGGAGCCGGCGCUGCUGGAGAUCUUCCUCCGGUUUAUCCUGCUUCACCAACACGAGAACGUCCACAUCCUCGACACGCUCACCAGCCGGAUCAACACCCCAUUCCGGCUUUGCGUGGUGUCCCUGGCGCUGUUCAGAACUCUCAUCGGCUUGCAUUGUGAGGACGUGAUGUUACAGCUCAUUCUGAGGUACCUGAUCCCCUGCAACCACAUGAUGCUGAGCCAGAGGUGGGCUGUGAAGGAGCGGGACUGCUACUCGGUGUCCGCGGCCAAGCUGCUCGCCCUGACGCCCGUCUGCUGCUCCAGCGGGAUCACGCUGACGCUGGGGAGCCAGGAGCGGGACCACAUCCUCUGGUCCAAGUGCUCCCACGAAGGCUCAGGGCCCACAGAUCCGCUGCAGCCCGAGGCCGCCUCGCCAUCGGCCUGCAUCGUGGAGUACGGGAAGGCCCUGGACAUCAGCUACCUGCAGUACCUCUGGGAGGCCCACACCAACAUCCUGCGCUGCAUGAGAGACUGCCGCGUCUGGUCCGCCCUGUAUGAUGGGGACUCCCCCGACCCCGACACGUUCCUGCAGAGCCUGGCCGAGGACAACACCGUGGGCUCGGCUGCCCCUGGGCUCGGGCUCCCGCCACCCCUCCCCAGGCAGACAGGACCUCAGCUGGCCCCGAGGAAGGACAAGAGCCACACGGAGCUGGAGUGGGACGACAGCUAUGAUACCGGGAUCUCCUCGGGGGCCGACGCGGGCUCCCCCGGGCCUUAUGAUGACCUGGAGACUCCAGGGCCCCCCGUGCCCAUCGAUCCCCCCAAACACAUCCAAGAGAUGAAGAAGAACGCCCUCCUGCUCUUCAAAGGGUCCUACAUCGAAGAGUCGGACUUCCAGGACGACGUGAUGGUGUACAGGCUGUGUGCCGAGAAGGACGCCGAGGACGCGGGGAGGUCACCGGGGGACACGGCGGGGCCGCCCGCGGAGGCCCAGACCGAGGGCCAGGCUUCCCCCGUGAACAACGGCCCGCUCCCCAGCCCCCCUCCAGAGACAGACUCCGAGGAGGACCCGAGCAGGGACAGUCCAGACCUGCUUCCAAACACGGCCAAGAAGCCGAAGCAGGAGAGCCAGCCCGAGGCAGCCCCAGAGUCGGACUCCAAGCCGGUGCCCCCCGGCCCCGAGGCAGAGCCCGGCUCACAUGUGGCCGAUCCGACCCUGGAGAGCGAAGAUCUCAUCGCCCAGUAUGACCAGAUCAUGAAGGAGCUGGACUCUGGCACCGGGGGCUUGGCAGAGCAGGGCUUCGCCGACCCGGGUCCCACGCCUCUCUCAAAGGAGGAGGGCAGCCCAGGAGGGAGGGAGGAGGAGGAGGAGGACGACGACGACUUCGACUCCUUCAUAGCCGACACCCCGACCGCAGAGCCUGCGCCUUCCCCCUUUGGGGCCAGAGACGAGUCUGCCCCCAGCGGUCGCGGUCACCAGCCCGUGCGGACGCAGAGCACCCCGUUCACAGGCCCGUUCAUCAGCGUGGUCCUGUCGAAGCUGGAGAACAUGCUGGAGAACUCGCUGCACGUGAACCUGCUGCUCAUCGGCAUCGUCACUCAGCUGGCCAGCUACCCGCAGCCGCUGCUGCGCUCCUUCCUGCUCAACACCAACGUGGUCUUCCAGCCCAGCGUCCGCUCGCUCUACCAGGUCCUCGCGUCUGUGAAAAACAAGAUUGAACAGUUCGCUUCUGUGGAGAGAGACUUCCCCGGCCUACUCAUCCCAGCCCAGCAGUAACUGCUCUUCCGCGUGGGAUGUGAAUCCGACCUGCCCCCUGCAGCGCUCACCAAAGAUCCCGCUCAGGAGCCUUCCGGUGCAGGAAGUAGCAAGAACCUUCUGGAUGGUCCUCCCAAAGUGCUCCAGCCCUUCCUGACAAACAGAGCCAAGGUCGCCGGGGCUCCCCCGAACCUGCCCCUGCCGGUGAGGAACCCCAUGCUGGCCGCCGCCCUCUUCCCGGAGUUCCUGAAGGAGCUGGCUGCCCUGGCUCAGGAGCACUCCAUCCUGUGCUACAAGGUCCUGGGGGACUUCGAGGACUCCUACUGCUAGCCUGUCCUUUGCAGUAGACGUUCUUCUUUUAUAAGGUUUUAGUAUCUUCACCGAAUGUUAAAUGCAAAGCUGCUUACGAGAAUGUCUACUUGGAUAUUUCCUGACAAUACUUGAUUUGUGGGGAGGGGGAUUUUCCGUGUCUCUCCUCUCUUUCCAGCCAGGUCCUUCCAACUUGUUACCGAGAGCGAAGUCUGGGAGGCCGGCUCGGCAGGGAGCGCUCUCGGUGAUCUGCUCGCUGUACUCCUCACAGCCUCCUCUCACCCUGGAGCUCAGACCGCACCGAGCGAAUGCGGGUCAGAGGUUCCCCAAGGGCCCCAUGUCGGGUUGGCCCCCAGCAGCACGUGAAGGACGUGCACCUGGACCUUCUGCAUCUUGGCUUCCGUGUCCUCAAAGGGGAGGCUGCAGACGGAGCCCCUCCCGCCUCCCUUACGCAUCCCUUGGCACUGUGCUUCCAGGACUUGAGCUCUGCCCGGCACGCCCGCCGCGUGGUGCAGGAGUCAGGGGUAACCGGAGAGAAUCCGGAGUGCAGGGGACGUUUGUACCUUAACCAGUAUGCUCCGAUUGAAUCACUGAAGAUAGCCUUAUUUUAGUGGCGAUUUGCAUGCAGUGGAGUGUACCUAUGCGAACUCUUGCUUGGGACGGUAGGAGUUUGUCGGAUGAAGAAAGCGUGGUAUCACAUACUCACAUAGGACAGCCUUCAUUUCUUCAAGUGUUUUAUGAAAACAGAGGGACUUAGGAAGCUGUUUCGUUGUGGGUUUGGGGGGAGAAUGGAGCGUGUAGGGUGGGCGGGGGGAGGCACGCUGCAUGAAACCAUGGGACACCGGUAGUUACGUCUGUCCGCCCUGCCUGCGGGUCUGCACUUUGUAGAGAACCCCCUCCGGGAGCCAGGAUGUAAACGCACCUGGGCAGAUGGCCUGCAAGGCCAGGUGCCUGCUGGUGACACGCCCCACAUGGGGACAGUGCCUUCUGAGGAGUGGGGUUCAUUAGAGGCCCCGGUGUGCUGGGUCGGGCUUCUGCUGCUUUCAACCUGCUCCAUGAGGCCUCAUUAUACUGAGCGCCGCUGCCUCGCUAACCCCACCAGGAGGGGGAACAUGUAAUUGCGGGAUGAAAAGACCAUAAACAGGAUAUUUAUGGCUAGUAAAUCCCCCUCCUCUAUUCAGGGCCGGGUUCUGCAGGGGGGCAGCAGUAAGGAGGUGAGCUCCUUGUUGGGGGGAGAUCAGAAGCCCCACCUCUCCCAGUUCUCUUUGUGGGUGUCUCUGCGGAGCCCCAAGGGCAGUCGCGGUGGAGCAGCUGAGCCUCAGGAGCCCUGCUCUGGCCUUCAUAGGGCCCCCAGCACAGGAGGCGGAUGGAGGGCGGGAUCGGACCUGUGACACUGCGGGGCAGGGUGGCCCCUUUGUGCUUCCAGGGUCUGAAGCCGCUUCGCAUUGGGAUUGGGAGCCAGGCAGGAGUGAGGGCAGGUCUGCCUCGCUGGUGACCAGCCGGUUCCGUAGUCUGAGCGAGAAACCAAAGAUAGCGAUCCGCUGCGCACGCCUGAGUCCGAAUUUGCGCUGGAGAGUGGUUCGUGGGGUAGGGGCCACAGUGUACGGGCCCUCGCACUGUCCCGUUGGCUUCCUGGUGCCCCAGUUUCGGCGCUACCCACAAGUCUCCGUUAGAAAAGAAGGGGUCUGGAGAAAGAGGCCCCUCUGGUGCGUGCUCAGCCGUGCUUUAUUACCCCCUGUGUCUUGCACAGAACUUCCUAUUUGGAUCUAGCAGGUCAUGUGUGAAAGCCACAUCUGGAGACUGCUUUAUUUUAGUUUAGGUUUUUUGCCAUAGGGUGCAUGUGCUCACCAGAGAGAGAGAGACAGAGACAGUGAGAGGG
This is a messenger RNA of Tupaia belangeri chinensis (Chinese tree shrew), 5137 nucleotides long. RefSeq names its product FHF complex subunit HOOK interacting protein 1A (gene FHIP1A). NCBI's taxonomy places the organism in Eukaryota, Metazoa, Chordata, Mammalia, Scandentia, Tupaiidae. The record is from RefSeq and is a predicted model, not a curated record.